Molecule: messenger RNA, 821 nt
Organism: Aethina tumida (small hive beetle)
Lineage: Eukaryota; Metazoa; Arthropoda; Insecta; Coleoptera; Nitidulidae
Exons: 2
Coding region: 61-783 (240 amino acids)
Source: RefSeq, a predicted model, not a curated record
AAUUACUAGUCAUCAAAAAAUUAAUCAUUUUUCAUACUCAUCUUCAUUUCAUAGCAUAGAAUGAGCGAAGAAUUACACACUGAAAUACUGUUUAAAAAUAGUGAUGAAAACUUUAAUGAAGAUUCAUUAGAAGAAUCAACUGACGAAAAUAAUUCUAAUACAUCAUUGAAACAACAAGCAAAACACUGCAAGAAACGACCCAAUUCGAACCAAAAAAAGAAAGCAACUCCCAAAGAAGAAACAGACUUAAAAACAUUUAAGGAAGAAACCAUCCAAGAAAUUAAAAGGCUGUACAAAAAACUGAUAUUGGUGGAAGCGUCAGACCCGAAUAGUUUUAAGUCAUCACUUGCAUGUUUAAAGGGAACUAACAAAAAGUUAUCUCCGAAAAAAAUUAAGAAAAAGGACAAAAUUGGAGGUCAAAUUACAUGUAAAAGGCUUAAGCACGAUUAUAAAUUAGUUGACAAGAAGACUUUAGGAGAAGAAUCUUCAUCAAUGGAGAAUCCAGAAAAUAUUUGUAAUACCCAUGAAUCAGAUAGUUCACAAAUUAGGGAUUAUGUAAAUAAUCACACAUGCAAAAGACUGUGCAAACAUUCAAACGAAUAUAAAAGACAUACUCCAAAAAUACCAGUGUCUCAUGAGCAAAGGUACCAAUACCAACAUGCUGAUGACGAAGAAGAAAAGACUCAUGACUGCACUGCACAUUAUAAUCAUCAUAAGCAAUGCAAACAUCAUCAUCAUGUGCGUAAGAAUUCCAUAAGCCACAGAACUCAUGAUAAACCAUAAAUUCAAUACUAAUAUAGCAAAUCAAAAAUUUUAUAUAA